CGAUAAAGUACUAUUUAUUUAUAUGCUUUAAGUGCUAUUGCACUCUAGCAAACUCGACAAAAUGAUGUACGACAACGAGGAAGAGCUGUUCGAGGAGGAGAAUGCAGAGGAGAUCUCCCACGAGUUGUGGCAGGAGGCCUGCUGGAUCGUAAUCAACGCGUACUUCGAUGAGAAGGGUCUGGUGCGGCAGCAGCUGGACAGCUUCGAUGAGUUCAUUCAGAUGUCUGUGCAGCGCAUUGUGGAGGACUCACCGGCCAUCGAGCUGCAGGCAGAGGCACAGCACACAUCCGGGGAGGUGGAGACGCCGCCGAGAUUCUCGCUUAAGUUCGAACAGAUCUAUCUGUCGAAGCCGACGCAUUGGGAGAAGGAUGGUUCGCCCAGUCCCAUGAUGCCGAACGAGGCGCGUCUGCGGAACCUCACCUACUCGGCCCCCCUGUACGUGGACAUCACAAAGACAAAGAAUGUGGAGGGCCUGGAUCCCGUGGAGACGCAGCACCAGAAGACCUUCAUCGGCAAGAUUCCCAUUAUGCUGAGAUCCACGUACUGCCUGCUCUCCCAGCUGACGGAUCGUGAUUUGACCGAGUUGAACGAGUGCCCGCUGGAUCCCGGCGGCUACUUUAUCAUUAACGGCUCCGAGAAGGUGCUGAUUGCCCAGGAGAAGAUGGCCACAAACACCGUGUAUGUUUUCAGCAUGAAGGAUGGCAAGUACGCCUUCAAGACAGAGAUACGCUCCUGCCUGGAGCAUAGCUCGCGACCCACAUCCACGCUCUGGGUGAACAUGAUGGCCCGAGGCUCGCAGAACAUCAAGAAAUCCGCCAUUGGCCAAAGGAUCAUCGCCAUCCUGCCGUACAUUAAGCAGGAGAUACCCAUUAUGAUUGUGUUCCGUGCCCUGGGAUUCGUGGCCGAUCGCGACAUCCUCGAGCACAUCAUCUACGAUUUUGACGAUCCGGAGAUGAUGGAAAUGGUGAAGCCAUCUCUGGACGAGGCCUUCGUGGUGCAGGAGCAAAACGUGGCCCUCAACUUCAUCGGAGCGCGAGGCGCCCGGCCCGGCGUGACGAAGGACAAGCGUAUAAAGUACGCCAAGGAGAUCCUGCAGAAGGAAAUGCUGCCUCAUGUGGGCGUCUCCGAUUUCUGCGAAACAAAGAAAGCGUAUUUCCUCGGCUACAUGGUGCACCGGCUGCUGCUGGCUUCGCUGGGUCGCCGAGAGCUGGACGAUCGCGAUCAUUACGGCAACAAGCGCCUGGAUCUGGCCGGACCCCUCCUGGCCUUCCUCUUCCGCGGCCUCUUCAAGAACCUGAUGAAGGAGGUGCGAAUGUACACACAGAAGUUCAUCGAUCGUGGAAAGGACUUCAAUCUGGAGCUGGCCAUCAAGACGAACAUUAUCACCGACGGCCUGCGCUACUCCCUGGCCACCGGCAACUGGGGCGACCAGAAGAAGGCCCAUCAAGCGCGUGCAGGCGUCUCCCAGGUGCUGAACCGGCUCACCUUCGCCUCCACCCUAUCCCAUCUGCGUCGCGUUAACUCGCCCAUCGGUCGCGACGGAAAGCUGGCAAAACCCCGCCAGCUCCACAACACGCUCUGGGGCAUGCUGUGUCCCGCCGAGACUCCGGAGGGAGCCGCCGUCGGUUUGGUCAAGAAUCUGGCUCUGAUGGCCUACAUAUCCGUGGGCUCACAGCCGUCGCCCAUUCUGGAGUUCUUGGAGGAGUGGUCCAUGGAGAAUCUGGAGGAGAUUGCACCCUCGGCGAUUGCGGAUGCCACCAAAAUCUUUGUUAACGGCUGCUGGGUGGGCAUCCAUCGGGAUCCCGAGCAGCUGAUGGCCACGCUCAGAAAACUGCGUCGCCAGAUGGACAUUAUCGUGUCGGAGGUGUCAAUGAUCCGUGAUAUUCGCGACCGUGAGAUUAGGAUCUACACGGAUGCGGGUCGCAUCUGUCGGCCGCUGCUGAUCGUGGAGAAUGGAUCGCUGCUGCUGAAGAAGACCCAUGUGGAGAUGUUAAAGGAGCGCGACUACAACAAUUACAGCUGGCAGGUGCUGGUGGCCUCCGGCGUGGUGGAGUACAUCGAUACCCUUGAAGAGGAAACGGUCAUGAUCGCCAUGUCGCCGUAUGAUCUGAAACAGGACAAGGACUAUGCCUACUGUACGACCUACACCCACUGCGAGAUUCAUCCGGCCAUGAUCCUCGGCGUCUGCGCCUCCAUUAUACCCUUCCCCGAUCACAACCAGAGUCCGCGUAACACCUAUCAAAGUGCUAUGGGCAAACAAGCUAUGGGUGUGUACAUCACCAACUUCCAUGUGCGGAUGGACACGCUGGCCCAUGUUCUAUACUAUCCCAUGAAGCCGCUCGUCACCACCCGAUCCAUGGAGUAUCUGCGCUUCAGAGAGCUGCCCGCCGGUAUCAAUUCGAUUGUGGCCAUUCUCUGCUACACGGGCUACAACCAGGAGGAUUCUGUCAUCCUGAAUGCCUCGGCGGUGGAGCGAGGAUUCUUCCGGUCGGUGUUCUACCGGUCCUACAAGGAUUCGGAGAACAAGCGUGUGGGCGAUCAGGAGGAGAACUUUGAGAAACCCCAUCGCGGCACCUGCCAGGGCAUGAGGAAUGCCCACUACGACAAACUGGACGACGACGGCAUCAUUGCCCCUGGCAUUCGUGUCUCUGGCGACGAUGUAGUGAUUGGAAAGACCAUCACCCUGCCGGAGAACGACGACGAGCUGGAUAGCAACACCAAGAGGUUUGCCAAGCGAGAUGCAUCCACCUUCCUGCGUAACUCCGAGACGGGCAUCGUGGACCAAGUGAUGCUGACCCUCAACAGCGAGGGCUACAAGUUCUGCAAGAUUCGAGUGCGCUCCGUGCGCAUCCCACAGAUCGGCGACAAGUUUGCCUCCCGUCACGGACAGAAGGGAACGUGUGGGAUCCAGUAUCGGCAGGAAGACAUGCCCUUCACCUGCGAGGGACUGGCCCCCGAUAUCAUCAUCAAUCCCCAUGCCAUCCCCUCUCGUAUGACAAUCGGGCAUUUAAUCGAGUGUCUGCAGGGCAAGCUGGGCUCCAACAAGGGGGAAAUCGGUGAUGCCACGCCCUUCAACGAUGCCGUCAACGUGCAGAAGAUCUCCACUUUCCUUCAGGAGUAUGGCUACCAUCUGCGUGGCAACGAAGUCAUGUACAAUGGCCACACAGGACGAAAGAUCAAUGCUCAGGUAUUCUUGGGACCCACAUACUACCAGCGCCUGAAGCAUAUGGUGGACGACAAGAUCCAUUCACGUGCCCGCGGCCCUGUCCAGAUUCUAGUGCGACAGCCUAUGGAGGGCAGAGCCCGUGACGGCGGCCUGCGUUUCGGUGAGAUGGAGCGCGAUUGCCAGAUAUCUCACGGUGCCGCCCAGUUCCUCAGGGAGCGUCUCUUCGAGGUCUCCGAUCCGUAUCGCGUCCACAUAUGCAACUUCUGCGGCCUGAUCGCCAUCGCCAAUCUGCGCAACAACACGUUCGAGUGCAAGGGCUGCAAGAACAAGACGCAAAUCUCCCAGGUGCGCCUUCCGUACGCGGCCAAGCUGCUCUUCCAGGAGCUGAUGUCCAUGAACAUUGCGCCCCGUCUGAUGGUCAACUGACAGAGCGCUCCUAUUAAUUGCCCUAAGCCCAAGAUUGAAGAGCUCCUCCCAGCAGCUCCCAUUAGCAGUUAAUUAUUAAAUUACCAUAAUUGACA
Molecule: messenger RNA, 3687 nt
Organism: Drosophila persimilis
Lineage: Eukaryota; Metazoa; Arthropoda; Insecta; Diptera; Drosophilidae
Gene: RpII140
Product: DNA-directed RNA polymerase II subunit RPB2
Exons: 4
Coding region: 62-3592 (1176 amino acids)
Biological process (GO): DNA-templated transcription
Cellular component (GO): RNA polymerase II, core complex
Molecular function (GO): DNA-directed RNA polymerase activity; DNA binding; ribonucleoside binding
Source: RefSeq, a predicted model, not a curated record